Messenger RNA from Aspergillus sclerotioniger CBS 115572, 554 nucleotides. RefSeq lists its product as uncharacterized. The coding region runs from base 130 to 462 and encodes 110 amino acids. The record is from RefSeq and is a predicted model, not a curated record. The transcript has a single exon. NCBI's taxonomy places the organism in Eukaryota, Fungi, Ascomycota, Eurotiomycetes, Eurotiales, Aspergillaceae.
GCCAUUUUCUUUUUUUUCGCUUCCGCUAAUUCCCUCUUCUGUCCUCGUCAGAAAUGCAUGUUCGAGGAGACUUGAUUUUCAAUGGUUACUACUUUGUACAACUGAAUUGUUGGGUAUUUCCCAUGCAGGAUGGGUGUUGAGUACUUGGGCGGUUCUUGUGCGAGUAUAUUACUUGUAUUUGGGUUUCUUUCUUCUUUUCUACCUUUUUUCCUACCAUUUUUAGUCUCUUUUUCUUUUCUUUUUUUUUCCCUUCCUUUUCAAUGCUUUUCCCAUCCACCCCCUAUCUUCUAUUCCCUGUACGUGAUAUUUUCGGAAGUGGAUUGCGAAGGUCCCGUACAGUCUUCCUUUGUUCUUUUUUUUUCUCUGUCGGUUUCCUUCCCCCAUAUGAUCUUCUUCUCACAGGUGUAUGGAUAUACGAGUCUGGGUCAUGUUGAACCUGUCUGGAAAGCAAAAGCAAGAUAGGAUAAUUUUGUGAAAGUCAAAAGUGCAAGAUUAGGAGCUACCACACUUCUAGAGGAAGCCCAGCAAUGAAUAGAAAUCUGACACAACUAUAA